UUUUUAUGGUCGCAUUGAUGUUCCUUAGAAUGGAGCCGAGUCCAAAACUUCUAGCUGGACUUAUUCUGCUGACUCUCUGUGUGGUGGGCUGCUCCAGCCAGCACUGGUCCUAUGGGUUGCGCCCCGGAGGAAAGAGAAAUGCUGAAAACGUGCUUGAUUCUUUCCAAGAGAUAGCCAAAGAGGUUGAUCAACCAGCAGGACCUCAGCGCUUUGAGUGCACCGUACACCAGCGCCAUUCUCCACUCAGGGACCUGAAAGGAGCUCUGGUGAGUUACAGGGUUAAUAACAUGCAUGGGCCCUGGGCACCACCACUUUGGUCAUCCACUUAGGACAACCAUCUCUAGCUCCUGCAGGGCUUACCUUCCUGACUGCCUGAAUUCCUCCUGUAUUGGGCCCUUGCCAUUCCAUAACACCCCUUUUCAGUGGUUAGACAGUAAUAAUGAUUGGAACACUUUUUCUUUUUUUCUUAAAUUGAAAUCUCUUUGGGACCCUUAUCUAUUAAUCUCAGCUCUAGCCUAUGGGAUGACUGACAAAACAAGUUUCUUCCCACUGCUACAUGUCAAUUCUUCAAGUAUGUUCAUCAAACUCUCUAGACUAUUCUUCUCUAGACUAAUCCACACCUCUCCACUGGAUCCUUCAGCAGUUCUUGGUAUAACACGGUUCUCCCUGGGAAAUGUAGAAAUCAAAAAUGGUGCUCUAAUUAAUUUUCUUUCCCUUUGGAAUAAAAACUCCCAAACUAGUAAAUUUAUAAUUCAGAGCCAGAUUUGACUUCCAGUUUUCUGACUGGACAAUACUAAUUUUCCAAAUUCCCACCCAAGAUGGAACUCUACUAACCCAAUGUAGGUUUUUGAUUUAAGAAAAUGUAUAAAGAGAACUGAAUAUAGAAAUUGAAACCUGAAUUCAAUUCUGAUGUUCUCUGAGCUCCAUGGUCCACUUAUUUACAGCAGUUAGAAGGCAUUACAGUUAAUUUUCAGCUAUGCCCAGGAGCAGAAAAAGCCUGAAUACGUCAUAUAUGAAGAUGAACAAUAGUUUUUAUUUUCUCCAUUGACUUCAAUUUCUACACCCAUAGGACAGAGAAAAAGUGGACAGACAUAUUUAUUUCCUUUCUUUUUCUAAUCCUGUUUACCUCACGAUAAAACUAAUAGCAAGCAAUGAAAUUAUCCAAACAUGACAUUAGAAAGACAGAAUUGAGGCAAAGACUGGAUUCAUAACAGAUGGAUGGGGACUUCCCUGGUGGUCCAGUGGUAAAGAAUCUGACUUCCAAUGCAGGGGACGUGGGUUCAAUCCCUGGUUGGGGAACUAAGAUCCCACA
Molecule: messenger RNA, 1312 nt
Organism: Aethalodelphis obliquidens (Pacific white-sided dolphin)
Lineage: Eukaryota; Metazoa; Chordata; Mammalia; Artiodactyla; Delphinidae
Gene: GNRH1
Product: gonadotropin releasing hormone 1
Exons: 2
Coding region: 6-329 (107 amino acids)
Biological process (GO): multicellular organism development; reproductive process
Cellular component (GO): extracellular region
Molecular function (GO): gonadotropin hormone-releasing hormone activity; gonadotropin-releasing hormone receptor binding
Source: RefSeq, a predicted model, not a curated record